Messenger RNA from Lymnaea stagnalis (great pond snail), 1389 nucleotides. NCBI's taxonomy places the organism in Eukaryota, Metazoa, Mollusca, Gastropoda, Lymnaeidae. The record is from the annotation of a GenBank genome assembly.
AGCUGCAACCUUCACAUUGUGGCAGAUCAUCUGUUUCAUAGGUAUUAUGGAGCAGGAAGUGUCACAAACACUGUAAAUAUGAUGUUACAGUUGAUAAAUGAUGCUGAUGCAGUGUUCCGAUCAACUGAUUUUGAUGGGGAUGGUCAAGGAGAUAACAUUGGCUUUAUUGUUGGGAAGGUGACUGUGUAUAGUCUCAAAGACAAAGACUACAUACUGAAUCGACCUAAAGUAACUUCUGACCAGUAUCUGAAACUUCUUUCUAAAUCUGAUUUUGGUGACGUCUGUUUGGGCGUAGCUUUCACUCGUCGCAAUAUGAAUGGUGUUGCUGGAACUGCCUUCCCAGGCUAUUCAGAUGAAACCAUGCCUGGGGGUAUUUGUCAGCCUAGAAUAAGGACAUAUUCUUACUACUCCAGCUUAAAUGCAGCUUUUAUAAACUUUUACGACCACAGCCAGAGCUCCCAUGAUCGUAUGGUAUUGGCUUUGGUACAUGAACUCGCCCAUAGUUUUGGAGCAAUGCAUGAUGAUUUGACUGAAUGCUUCUCUGGUGGAGAGUAUGGGAAUUAUAUCAUGUUCUCAAAAACCAACCCAGGAAAUCAGCCAAAUAACAGAAAGUUCUCAGUGUGCAGUAUUAGAAGCAUUCUUCCUGUUAUAAGGAAGAAAGGAUCCUGCUUUCUACAAGACAAUGUAGUGCCACAAUGUGGCAACAGCAUUCCAGAAGCUGGAGAAGAAUGUGAUUGCGGCUUAACCAUAAAUUGUAUGCUUAUUGACCCAUGCUGCACACCUGGUGAUGCAGAUACUGGUCCAGAUUUGCCUUGCAGAAUCAGAAGAUCAAACAAUAAACUAUGCUCACCAAAAAAGCAUGCUUGUUGUACCGAGAAUUGCACUUAUAUACCUUCAAGUGCCAAGCAUGAUUGUAAUAUAAUGGACGGCUGUGCUUUGUUAUCCAGGUGUGAUGGUAGAAGUGGUAACUGCCCCGUUAGCCAUCCAAAGCCUGAUGGUACAUUAUGUAACCUUGGCUUGGAUGUCUGCAAGGAAGGAAAAUGUUCGGUGGAAGUGUGCAAGUCCCUCAACUUAUCUACCUGCUUAUGCAUAAAGGAAUAUGACAAAUGCAAAGUGUGCUGCAAAGAACCCAAAAAUGGUACAUGUUUGCCAUUAUCUGACCUAGGAAUACGAUUUCCAGAUGGGUCCAUUAUCCAUCAUGACAUCGGAGCAUCAUGUAUAGAUGAAGGAUAUUGUGGUGUAACUCGUAUGUGUUUCCAAAAUAUUGAAGCAUCCAAGGGAGGCUCAAAGACGGUCUUUUUGGGAUUUUCAAGUGAAAAACAAUUUCGUAACCAUGCCAAAAACUAUUGGUUUUAUUAUAUAUUGGUGACAUUAUCAUUCUUCUUCGUA